ACUUCGACUGUGGAAACACAUUGGCUUGAUGCCUGGCAUGGGCUAAUGAGACACCUGAUAUCCUCUAAUUUCUACUCUGCAAGAGACGGGAACACGCUCUGGUCGAAAUGAGCACAGACGGGGGCCAACAGGUCGUCGUUGAUACCUACUACACCACGAUCCACACACUGGGUCGGCAAAACAGAAAUGAGGGCAGGCAGCUGCGCUACAUGCAGAAAGAUGGCAGGUUUCCCGUGGUUUUCCAGAAGGCCCCCGGGGACUGGAGCCCAUACCUCAUGGACAUCUUCACCACACUUGUAGAAAUCCGCUGGAGGGUGAUGCUCCUCAUAUUUUCCCUCUCCUACAUUCUCUCCUGGCUCUUUUUUGGUCUCUCUUUUUGGCUCAUUGCAUAUGUGCAUGGGGACAUUGGCAAUGCAGACAACGCACCCUGUGUGGACAAUGUGCGCAGCUUUACCGCAGCCUUUUUGUUCUCGAUGGAGACCCAGGCAACUAUUGGCUAUGGCUUCAGGGGGAUGACUGAGAACUGCAUUGUGGCCAUUAUUCUGGUAACCGUUCAAGAUGUAUUCAGCUGCCUCCUUGACACCAUUGUCAUCGGUAUUGUUGUGGCUAAGAUGGCAUCUGCUCGUAAGAGAGCUCAGACGGUGGGUUUCACUAAACGUGCAAUAGUCAACCUGCGAGACGGGGUUCUGUGUCUGUCAUGGCGCCUCGGGGACUUCAGAGGUAAUCACAUCCUGGAGGGGGUCGCCCGGGCCCAGUUAGUCCGCUACGUAAAACAGCCACUGGGGUCAAUUUUGAUGUCCUAUCAGGACCUGGACAUUCAGAACCGGGACAUUGUCCUCGCCGCGCCAGCCACUAUUAUUCACAAGCUGGAGCCCGGCAGUCCCCUCUACAGCCUGGGCCCUGACGACCUGCCGGGGGACGAAUUUGAACUGGUUGUAUCUUUCACCUACACCGGAGACUCCACGGGCAUGCUCCACCAGACGCGCACCUCCUACACGCCAGCGGACAUCUGCUGGGGUCAGCGUUUCCAGGACAUGAUGAAACUGGGCAAGAGGCACUACAAGGUGGACUACGCUCUCUUCCAUGAGACCACGUGGGUGCCGGUGCCCCUGCUCAGUGCAGAGCAGUAUGACCGAGAGAGACGCCCUGUAGGAGGCAGCCAGCCCCGCAGUCCACCCUCACCGUCGGUCAAGUCAAACGGACACACUUACCGGGUGAAUCCUGACCUCACGGAGGAGGCGAUGCAUCAAACCGCUUUGUAG
This is a messenger RNA of Xiphias gladius (swordfish), 1262 nucleotides long. Its product is annotated as inward rectifier potassium channel 16-like. Gene Ontology annotation, cellular component: plasma membrane. The coding region runs from base 108 to 1262 and encodes 384 amino acids. The transcript is spliced from 2 exons. NCBI's taxonomy places the organism in Eukaryota, Metazoa, Chordata, Actinopteri, Istiophoriformes, Xiphiidae. Gene Ontology annotation, molecular function: inward rectifier potassium channel activity. Gene Ontology annotation, biological process: potassium ion import across plasma membrane; regulation of monoatomic ion transmembrane transport. The record is from RefSeq and is a predicted model, not a curated record.